CUUCUCCACGCGCUCUAGCUGACAGAGCCUCCGGCUGCGUUCUGCUUCCUUCCGCGAACGGAACUAGUCUCCUACUGCGCACCAGCCUAACGAAACACGGCAGCUGACUGCGCGCGGGUUACACCAAGCUGCGGCUUUUUCCUCGUGAAGAUCUCUUAUCGUACACAAGAUGAAAGUUGUUGGACCUACGUGCGCGCUGAAGAGCAAGGCUGGCGGCGAGGACGUGGUGCGCUGUCUGUCCGACCAGAGCCUCGCCAUCUCCAAGUGCAAGAUUCCCCUUCUGGACGACCAGAUGAGCGCGUUCCUGCAGGACAUGAACAGCUGUUACAGCAAGCUGAAGGAGCUCGUGCCUACCUUGCCACCCAACAAGAAGGCCAGUAAAAUGGAGAUCCUGCAGCACGUAAUCGAUUACAUCCGGGACCUGCAGGUGGAACUCGCCUCCCCGGGAAUUAACCGGCAGCAGGGGACAACCGGCACGCGCACACCCCUUACAACGCUGAACGCGGAGCUCAGCAGCAUCUCGGUGGAGAACGGCUGCUCAGAUGACCGAAUCCUGUGCCGUUGAGAUCCAGGACCGCACGGACUCGUCAGUAAAGCCGUCGGUGAGGAUCCAGUGCGUCACGCGCAGAAGACGCCGAGAGCGCGGCAGCCCCCAUUCCGCGCGUGGCACGCGUUGCUCGAUCACCGUGGACUGUGUCGUGCCUGAUGCGUCAGCAUACGAAGGUCCGGUUAGUCCCGCCAGGCCUCCGGGCAGGCGGUGAAACAGCGUCAUAGUAUUAUGCUGUCUGUAUUAGAUGUUAUUGAAGACCACGUCGACUGACUAUACCUUAAACGUUUCUGUUCUCUUUUGUAUUUUUUUAUAAUGUACACAUAGAGAAAUUUAUUUUUUGUAAACAAAAGUCGGUUCUCAGAUUUCUGAGUUAUAUUUGUAUUGUAUAUUACAAUGCCUUAAGAUGUCCGCAUUCAUGUUGUAUUACAAUGUAUGUAAAUAGUGUUUUUAUUAAUACAGAUAGUAUUUUGGGGAAAAAAAACUGGUUGUAUCUGUCGUAUUUAUGUAUUGAGUUCUUUAUGUAGACCAUGUAGCCAAUUUUGUUUUCUUAAAGACUUAAGACAAACUUUUCCAUUUAGGUUAACUAAGUUUUACCAAGCGUGUUUAUAAAUGUGAUAUGAGACUGCAACAACACCAGGAGAAAGAAAUCCUGUCUUUCAAUACUUAAUUCAUUCCAUGUUUCUUACAAAGGAAUGUUGCAGGAAUAUUCUGUUUCGUUAGGCUCAUUAAAGCAAAAUUUAAUUAACCAACCAACUCAUGAACUAGACCACGUGCCUGGGGAUGUUCCAUGCACUAAACUGAUACAUAUCAGGUGGAUCGACUUACAGAAGAAUAAGAAUAAUGCAAGGAAGAAGCAAGCAAGAGCUCUUAUUUGGGGUUAUAACCUACAAGAUACCAAACAUUACAUAUCAGUAUAAAAUAUAUUCAAAUGUAA
Messenger RNA from Electrophorus electricus (electric eel), 1484 nucleotides. Its product is annotated as DNA-binding protein inhibitor ID-1. Gene Ontology annotation, biological process: cell differentiation; circadian regulation of gene expression; negative regulation of transcription by RNA polymerase II. Gene Ontology annotation, cellular component: cytoplasm; nucleus. The record is from RefSeq and is a predicted model, not a curated record. Lineage: Eukaryota; Metazoa; Chordata; Actinopteri; Gymnotiformes; Gymnotidae. Gene Ontology annotation, molecular function: protein dimerization activity; transcription regulator activity.